Messenger RNA from Auanema sp. JU1783, 6699 nucleotides. NCBI's taxonomy places the organism in Eukaryota, Metazoa, Nematoda, Chromadorea, Rhabditida, Rhabditidae. The record is from the annotation of a GenBank genome assembly.
AUGCUUCUGCAGCAACAAUAUAUGAAUCCAUUUCAAUUUUAUGGUCAAAAUCAGGUUAUUAAUAUGGAUCCUUUUCAUCAGCAGCAAUACAACAAUAUGAUGUUGCAACAACAGAUUCCAAUGUUCCAACAACCUCAACAUAUCCAUCCCCAACAAGUGUUGUCUCAACAGUCAGUCCCUCAACAGUCUUCACUUACCCAUGGACAUCAGCGUUUUAUUCAAGAACCUAAUCAGUUGCAGCAAAACCAACAUCAAACUCAGAUCCAACCGCAACAUCAGACCCAAAUUCAAAACCAGUUGCAACUUCAGUCUCAACUGCAAACUCAACUUCAAAAUCAAUUGCAAAAUCAAUUGCAAAAUCAACGUCCAGCUCAACAUCAAGCUCAGCACCAGCUCCAACGUCCAACGCAACAUCCAGCACAACUAUCAGGCUUGUCGGGGCAACAUCAGGGGCAACAUCAAGUUUCGCAUGCUCUUUCUCACUCUCAAGUUCAAGGACCGUUGCAGACUCCACACCCCACCGGCCUAGCGAGCCAGCAUUCUUCAUCCCACCAUUCCUCUGUACAAAGUCACUCUGUUCUCCAAACUCAGAUACCAUCGCAACACAGUUUACACCAGAGUCCUCAUGCUGCCUUGUCUAGUCAGCUCAACCAACAUCUAUCAGCACUGACUCAGUCAAAUGCCCAAGCUCAUCAACUACAGCAUCAUUUACAACAACAAACUCAACAAAGACUACAACCUACUCAGCCUUCUCAGCAGUUACAGCAACAACUCACUCUGCAUGAGCAGCAACGAAUAUUGGAAGAACAAGCGCGUCAAUUAGAAAUCAAGCGACAGGAAGAGAAUACUAGGAAACAAAAGGAGCAAGCUGAAAGAGCAGAGAGAGAAGAAAUGAUGAAAAAGUUGAGAGAACAGAGAGAAAAGGAGCAUCAGGAGAAGUUGCGGCAACAGAUGGAGGCUGAACGACAAGCAGAAGAACGUAAGAUCAAAGAAGAGCGUGAGCAGAAAGAGAGGGAAAAACUUAUGCGAAUUAGGGAUGAACAGAUGAAAAAACAGAAGGAGGAUGAAAAACUUCAACAAGAAUGUACAACUCGAGUAGGUAACUUGCAACAGCCUUUAGCAUUAGUGGGAACUCAUUUCAUCAAUAACUUUAUCAAGCUUGUUCCUUUCCCGAGUGAACACUUGGAAAGCUCCGGCUUGACUGGCGUUUGCCCCAGCGAAAACUUACCCAUUCUGGAGCAUUCGGAUCCGAAUAUAGUGAAGAUGAUAUCCCAUGCUUUAUCGAAAGUUAAUAUUAGAGACAUAAGAACAAGAUUAGAUCAACAUGGAGAAUUAGCUGAAACAAAUGAUUUGCCGUUAGAUCAGAUGCCCCGACUCAUCAAAGAUGUUAUGGAAUAUAACUGCAAUGCUUUGGAUGUUGAACCCGAGCAUAACAUGUGCAUAGCUGAAACGGAACAUCUUUUGCUCACUGCUAUCAAAGACGAUAUGAACCGCCCUAUUACAAGUGCUUUGGCUGGAUCGCUCUCUCUCAAUCUUGCACCUCAUGUUCCAAACAAAGAGCCUCCAAAAGUUCAAGUACAAUUAGACCAGGAAGCAAUAAAGCUUAGGAGACAAAUGGCAAGCGUAGGCAAGCAGCCAAAAGCUCAAGCUCAAAGAAAAAAGCGGGAUAUGGUUGAGAGUUUAUUCGAUUCGCUCACCGACUACUUUGAUCCUACUCAAGGAAGAAGGAGAAGGAACCGUACAAAAACUUUCGAAGAAGAACAGUCGGAACAAGGUGAUGGUGAUACUGACGAGAAAGAUAAGGAUACAGAUGGAAAGGAGGAUCUUCCGAGUGAGGAAGAUGAGAAUAAGUUUUAUGAUAAGAAGAAGAAGAGAAAGAAAGAGGAAAGAGAAGAACGUCCUCCCACUCCAACUGAAGUGAUACAACAGCGAGAGCUUGAGUGGAAUGAAAGGCAACGAAAGCGAUUGGAAAAGCGGAAAAGAAGAAAAUGUGAAGAAAACGUUCAAGAUUAUUGGAAUAACGAUGUUAUGGCGGAGAACGACUCGUUCAAUAGAUUCACAGCUUUGGUUGAUCAAAUUUUGGAUCAAGUUGACGACAUGGAUGUUCUGAUGACUUGUGGAAAAAGCGACGACGAAGAAGAAGAUGACGAAGUCAGUCAAGAAUUGCUCAUUGAGAGAAGCGUUCUUGAUGAUUUGCGGAAUCAAACACAGAAGCUAAAGAGUUGGAAAAAGUUGAAUCGCGUGCCUGUGGACCGUUUGGUUAAACUAGAGACAAUGUUGGAAAGAAACAUGAAAGAUGUGAUCAGUCAAGAUGGCUCGAGGCUAUUGGUUCCUGUUCUUCUGGAGGAUAACACCGAGGAAGAGGAUAUGACAUUCAAGGAGUUGGUUCACGAUCGACUAGCUCGUGCAGCAGAUGCGGCUUGCACUGCAUUAAUGGUCAUGACAAGUUACAAGAUGCCCAAACAAGUGUUCAUUGAAGAUACCAUCGAACGGGCUAUCAACUUAUGCAAGCAGUAUCUCAAUCACAUAAUUUUUCCCGCUUCUGACAGUGUAUUUCGCUCAAAUAAUACAAACGCCAAGAAGGGGAAAGCCGAAGAUCCACGUAGGAAACGCAAAGCUGGGGUUAGCAAUCGGUCGCAUUCGAUACAGAAGAUAUAUGAUCGAAUUGCUGAUCUAGUUGGAUGUUUCGCCGAGCUGGUUCGUGUUCAACCUCUUCCGGAAACGAGUAUUCAUCAUUUGGCGACCAUGGCGAUAGCUUCUUUUUUUGUUAGUAAUGUUGGAGAGUUGCAACGACAGGCAAUGAUUUUAGCGUCUAAUAUAUUCUCGAAAAGCUCAGAAUCCAUACGUAUCGGUAUUUUACAUGAUAUUUUGAAUUCUCUUCAUCGUCUCCCACCUGGAAAGAAUACGAAUAACAGCUACCGACUAGGACCAGAACAAUGGAUAAGUAACACUACUGUUCUCAUCAUGCAACUCAUUCAAUCAUCUGUGAAGAUGGCUCCUCGUAAACGCCAUGAAGAAGAAGAUAGAAAAGGAGAAAUUAAUCCAGAUUCAAUUGUUAAAGACUCUUUACGAGAUGCUCAAAAGUUAACUGGAAAUUUUCUUAGUGGAUUCUUAUCGAAAUGUGCAAACAAAGGAAAUAAAACUGACGGUGAAGAAGAUUACAGAAGGCUUUUCGAAGCUUUUCUCCAAGAUCUAUUAGCAGCUCUUCACAAGCCUGCUUGGCCUGCGGCGGAAUUGAUUUUGUCUAUAUUGGGUUCCCUGCUCGUCAAAUAUUAUAGAGCAAAAUCUACAGAUAUCGUCAUUAGACAAGCUUGUCUUGACUAUCUUGGAUCCAUAACCGCUAGAUUGAGAAAAGAUACAAAAUCAGCCGAGGAAGAUUCGGCGAAACGAUUUGAGAUUGUGCUCAAAACAAUCAUAUAUGACGAUGAAGAAGAACCGACGUAUGAGAACGUUUCUGACGUGGAUAUUAGUGAGUACUCAUCUGCUGAUCGUUUAAAGAAGUUAGAGCAGGCUCUAAUCGAUUAUCUCAUCGAGAAAAACGGCGAAGAUAUUACUGUCGAGUAUGCUAUCCAAUUUUAUGCCGCUGAAUGGUAUAAAGAAACGGUUGAUGAUCUAGAAGUUGCGAAGCAGAAUUUCAAGUCAGACAAGUCAACAGAACUGACCGAUAAGGAAAAGCGGAAGUUGGAGAAAAAGAUGGACAAAAUGCAAGAGAAAACUCAAGUCAUGAAAGAUUUUCUUAUAAAAUUAGUCGACAAGAAGCAUGUGAGGAGAAGAGCUGAACACCUCAAGAAAACCGGAAACAUAAUGCUCGAUUUGGAUGCUGCGUGGACCGUUAAAUAUUUGGCCUCGAAAAGGGAGUUCACACACUCUUUCCAACAGUAUCUCAAAAUUAUAAUUUAUGGUAUUCAAGUUGAAAAUACGGUUAGUUUGAGAACUAAAGCCAUGAAGUGUCUCACUCAAAUCAUAGAAGCAGAUUAUGAAGUAUUGGGAAUGAACGAUGUACGACAAGCUGUAAACUCACGAAUGAUUGACCCAAAUGCUGCUGUGCGAGAAGCAACCAUAGAGUUAUUGGGGAAAUUCUUGCUAGUUAAGGAAGAAUUUAUUCCUAGCUAUUAUAAUAUACUGCUAGAAAGAAUAAAGGAUUCUGGAACUGCUGUAAGAAAGCGAGUUAUAAGAAUUAUGCGAGAGAUUUGUGAAAAAUAUCCGAACUAUCAUCAGAUUCCUGAUCUGCUUUCGAAACUAGUUCGCAGAAUUAGUGAUGAAGACGGAGUUAAGAAGUUGGUGCAAGAGACGUUCAUGGCUUUGUGGUUCCAACCUUGUUCUGACAAGUCGGUUGAUCAUCUCUGCAAAAAGGUUCUGCAAAUGACAUCUGUGGCUCAACUUUGUGCAAAUGAAAGUACUACAGAUUUUUUCGAGCAGUUGUUGCAAGCUGUUUUGAAAACAGCUGAUAAGUCGAUGCUGGAAGCAAGUAAGCAAAUUGUGGAUGCUUUGGUCGAUAGUAUAAUUGCACUCGAGAAAAAAAUAGCCGUGGAUGUUGUGAAGUCUUCAACUGAUCUGGAUGAUGAAACUGUCCUAAAUGUGCAAAAGGAAAAUCAGGAACGCAUGUUAGCGUCUCUGACAACACUUUCAAUGUUCAGUAAAGUUAGGCCAGAGCUUCUUGUUCGUCACGCUGAAACUCUGCAACCAUACUUGUCCAUGAGUGCUCGUUCUCAAUCUGAGCAAUCUGUUCUGAACGAAGUCAUAUGCAUGUUGGAAAGAGUAGUACCUCUUAUGAGCCACCCGAGUGAUUCUUUCCUCCAGAGUUUGGACGAUUCUCUCAGUAGUUUGCUGAUGACCAGUGGAAUGCUUAUUGUCGUGUCAGUCGUAGCUUGUGCAGCGGCAGUCUAUAACAAUUUCCCGAGAAAGCAAACUUCAAUGACUCAAAAGUUCCUUUACUUCCUCCGAAAUAUGAAUAGCGUACAGGCCAACUAUAAAAACAAUGAUAAGUAUGUGCCACAACCCAGCCAUAUGGUCAUGCUUCAGAGGUCUCUCUUCUCGUUAGGAUUAUUAUGCCGAUACUUCGAUUUCGAUCUCAUGUUAGAAAACGAUGCGGAAGCAGCGAAAAGUUUGGUUAUUACAAAUCUACCACCUAAUCAGUCGAUGGCAGAUAAUAUUGAAGUGACCGAUGUUCCUGAACGCAGGCGUUACAGAGACAACGUUUUCUCUUUACUAACUUUCUUCUCCAAGAGUGCCAAUCAGAACAUUCGAUUGAAAGCUAUAUCUUCUAUAGGUCAUCUUUGUGCUCGUCAUGCAGAAUAUUUGGGCAGAGACGAAAUCAAGCAUAUGUACCGUUUAGUUCUCAGUACAUCAGAGGCUAGAUAUCUGCAACUGAAGAUCCAAGCUUUGAAGAAUUUGGAAAUGUUUUUAUUGGCGGAAGAAAAGAAGCUGAUGAAGAGCAACGAAGAGUGGGAUAAAGCAAAAGAACAACAAAACUUGAAGGAAAUGGAGUUAGCUGGAUCAGGAUUAGGUUCUGCGGUCAUUCAAAUAUAUUGGCUCAAUGUCUUGAACUGCUAUUUCCACGUUGACACUGUAGUACGUCAGUCAGCUGUACAGGUUACUUGGUUGACACUUUCUCAAGGAUUAGUUACUCCUGGUUCAUCCAUAGCUAGUCUUAUCGCUAUGACUACUGAUCCAAUCAUACCAAUUCGCAAUAAAGUGGAGAACCUGUUGAAAGAAAUUGAUAUCAAGUACGCAGGAAUGGUGCAAAGUAAAGCCAUUGCGGGGAUCCGAAUUGCUUAUAAGCUUCAUUUGAUGAUCAACAAGGAUAAAUACUCUAUUGUACGUGGUAUCCGAGUUUGUGAUUCGUCUUCUCUGUCUUCUUCUGCUAAGAAUAACUUGGAUCACUUCGGUCUCCCACGGUUUUCAAAUGAUGGUCAAGCUAUAUUGAGUGGCUUAUAUCAAAGCUUGAGAGGCAAUAGAUCUCAUCGAAGAUCUUUCCUUAAUAGUGUUUUGAGACUAUUCAGUGACGACUGCCGUGAAAAGUUACCUCUGUCAGAGUGGAUUUUUGUAGCCGACAAUAUUGCCAUGUUCCCUUACCAAGUAAUGGAUGAGCCUCUAUAUGCGAUCAGGCAUAUUGAUGGGAUCAUUGCUCUAUCUGGACAGGCUAUAUUGAAUCAAUUCAAAGAAAGGUUGAUAACGAAUCCUUACGGUGGCUUAGAAGAUGAUGAUAGUUUGUUUGAACCGGAUCACAUAUACCGUCGUUUCCCUGAGAAUAAGUCUGAGCUCUUUGAUCUUAUGGUGAACAGUCAAGCUUGCUUCAUUUUGUUGUACUUGAAAAACUUCCUCAUGAAGCUCUAUGGAUUCACUGAAGUAAAAGUCCAAGAGUAUUCUCCUUCUGAACCAGCAAAAGUGUACGAAAAGGCGGUGACCAGAAGAAAUGUCCCUAUGUUUCAACCACAUUCUGCCUUAGAAGAAAUGAGACCGGAAGUUAUAGAAGAACGAAACACUACUCAGGGACAUUUCAAGCUUGCACAUAAAAUUUGUAAUUUCCGAAAAAUGCUACUAGCACUUGAUAGAAAUGAAGAAGACGCGGGAGAUGAGAAGGAGGAGGGCAUAACAACCGGUGUAACAGAACGAGAGGAUGAUGAAGAUGAUGUAGACCAUGGAGUUAGUGAAAUGGAUGAACAAUCAAUAGCUGAUGUUAAAGAUAUGGAGGAGUAG